AGGAUGCAACGACAGCCGUAUUGUACAACGCUUUCAAUAUUUGUUGCCCUCGCUCAUCAGCGUUCUGUGAGCUGUCGUUUAGUGCUCUUCUUCCUUUGUUCAUUGUAGAGUCGUGUCCACCGGAGUUGCAGCCCACCACUUCGAAUACAACAAAAACUGUCAAAAGCCAAAUAAAGCGCAAGGAGAAAAAGGCUGUAUGAGAACGAUGCGACCAGCGCUGUUGGCGGGGUUUUUCCUCCUGCUGCUGUGGUGCUCCACCGCAUCGCACGCGGCCCUCUCCUUUCGCCUCAGCUCAAAAGACUUCCCCCCACCGGCGAACUCAAAGAUGCUCUUAAAAGACUACGUGUCACAGAACUCCGCCAACGCCGUGUGCGUGCUCGUGGCGCUGGACAACGGACUGGGCGGCGUCAUUCGUUUCACUUACAACUCCAACGUCACCGACGUAGGCCGCCGCGCGGAUGUCGUCGUGUCGAUCCAUAAACCAAUGCCCUCCGCCCCGUCGGUUGCCGUGCUCGACGUGGCGGACAACGUGGUGGGGACGAAGUUGUUUGACGCGGCGGAGCUGCAUCGCGUGAAUGUCGCGGCGAACGUUGUGCGGCGCGGCAAGGACCGUCAAGGCAACCCGGAGGUGACGGAAGAUGAGGAGGUAUCGCGCAGCUCUACACUGACGGUGCGACCCACGCAGGAAGGCACCGGCGCCGGCGCGCGCUUCUUAGACGGCAACUACGCCGCGUGCUUUCGACUCAUGCGCCCGUCAGGAGUGUCGACGCAAGCUGAUCGGGCGGCACCGGAGGAGGUGCAAAUUCGCUUGUUGGAGGUGGCCUCCACCAGCCACUCUACGUCCACCUACGUUGCUCGUCUUAGCAACCCGGUGGUCAACGCGGCGGGCAACGGGCAGGCGGCGGACACCUUCACCUCCGAGGCAGAUCGAGAGUACGCCAAAAUGAUUCGGCUGAUGUUCCGCGCCAACAAGAACACCGACCUGCAGAAGCUGCUCGACACCAAUACCGUCGUGACGUCGCAGCAGAUGCGGCAGCAGCUUGAUGAGCUGAAGGCGGUGCAGCUGCAGCUUUUCUCCUUGUACACCUCCUCGGAGCGCCUGGAGGAGCGGUAUGCCCGCAUGCGCGUCACGGCUGAGACGACGUUUACGCGAAUAUGGAUCUCAAUGGUCGCCGUCGUCACGGUGAUGGCCGUCACGAUUUGGCUGACCUUUUACUUCACGAAGGACAUCAUCGUCAAGAGGAAGCUGAUUUAA
This is a messenger RNA of Leptomonas pyrrhocoris, 1255 nucleotides long. RefSeq lists its product as hypothetical. NCBI's taxonomy places the organism in Eukaryota, Euglenozoa, Kinetoplastea, Trypanosomatida, Trypanosomatidae. The record is from RefSeq and is a predicted model, not a curated record. The coding region runs from base 197 to 1255 and encodes 352 amino acids. The transcript has a single exon.